AGUACUAUUCAUAACGGCGUUGGGAAAUCAAGAAUUUUAUAAACUUGCUAAAUAAGGAAAAUAAAUAACUUCAACGCUUAUAGAUAUAUUCCUACUCCUACGUAAGAGAGCUACCGAAUAAGGAACAUUCGCGGCGUUGCCGAGGAGAAAUAUUGAAAACAAAAUGAGCGUUACGUAAUAUAUGGAGAGGCCUACUAGCACGUUUCUUCUAUUUAUCUUUUUUACGAUAGGCUUGGCCAAGGACGAAGGGCGUAUUAUUCAACAACCAACUUCGUCAAGACUCGACGCCGGAAGUACAGCAACAUUGGACUGCAAAGUAGAAAAUGGUCAAGUUUCCUGGUACAAAAACAACGUUAGAUUACAUGUUGAAUCACGUAAACGUUUCAAAGUCUUCGAAAAUAAUACACUUCAAAUCCGCAAUGUAAGAAGGACUGAUAAUGGAGUUUAUAGAUGUUCAUUGGGUUCUAUUGGAGCACAAGCCAACCUUACAGUCUUCGACAGGCCUCUUCCUCCGAAAAUUGUCUUAUUCUGCAACCAGCAAUACGCUACAGUUGAAUGGAAAACAGAUACUAAAUCCAAUAUAUCUGAGUUUGCCAUAGAAUUUAAUUCAAGUUAUGAACCUGACAUCUGGAUGAAUGUAACAGGAAUAUCGGGAGACAAGACGCGAAAGAGAAUUAGAAUGUCACCCUACGGCAAUUAUUCCUUCCGCGUCAAAGCUAGAAAUCGAAUAGGCUGGUCAAAAUCAUCAAAAGUUGCAGAUAAAUCCUGUCAAACAGAUGCUGAAGUUCCUCGAAAUAAUCCUAGAAGAGUUUGUACAGUAAACGAAAGUCCCGGUACAAUGGUCAUAACUUGGCAGCAUAUUCCUUUAAAUGAACAAAAUGGACCGAAUUUUCGUUAUAUUGUUAGUUGGCGAGAAUCAAACACAUAUCAAAGUCAAAAUAAAAAAGUGAAAGCUUUAAAAAAUCCUAGACUUGUUAUCAAUAUGGUGCCCAUAUUUAGAGAGUACUUGAUAAGCGUUACAAGUACAAAUAUCAGGGGAGAGACAACUCAGAGGAGAAGAGAAUGGAUCGGGUAUAGUGGUGAAAAUACUCCAGAACUAAUACCUAAAGAAUUUUCCUUGGACCCUUCUAAAAGGUUAACAUCUACAAGUGCGAGUUUCCAUUGGAAAGCUGUAGAUCCUAAUUCGUUGGAUAUGAAUGGUUAUUUCACUGGCUAUAAGAUCGAAUUCUGGCCACGCGGAGGCAAGAAACGGAUAUCUCAUAACAUCCUACUUAGAGAUCAUCUUGCUUGCAACCAAACGAAAACGUUUUUUAGCAAAAAUCACGAAACUAAUGGUGAAGUAAUCAAUUUGAGGCCUUUCAUCACCUACACUGCCGUCGUCCGGGUGAUGAACAUGAAAUAUUCAGGUCCUGCAAGUAACAGCGUUAGCUUUACAACUUUGGAAGGAGUGCCCGGAGAAAUCGUUGUAUUCUAUGCCAAAAGGAGAAGUGCUAUGUGGCUACUACUUCAGUGGUAUCCACCAGAAGAACCGAGAGGUGUAAUUAGAGGUUACAUUCUCUCUUAUAAGCAACAAGGCGAAGCUGAUUUUAAUAAGGUAUCUGUGAAAGUAAAAGCGAAUUUUACUCAGUAUAAUAUAACCAAUCUUCGACCUGGAAAAUCAUAUGAUAUUACUUUAAGAGCAUACACAUCGGUUGGUGAAGGGAACAUUAGGAAAAUUAUAGAAAAAACUGUACCCCCUCCUUCCGGUCCAAAAGUAAUUGUACACGCUAUUCCAAACCAAAAUUCUAUAAACGUUUCAUGGAGAUCGAAAAAACCAACUCAUAAGUAUUUUGUAAAAUAUAAAGAAUCCAAGAGCAAUGUGGGAUGGAGAGAAUCCGUUAAAAUUAAUUCUCAAAAUACCAUAAUAAAGAACUUGAAAUCGCCUGCUACUUAUAAAGUUCAAGUAAUAGCCGUUUAUUCUCACGGCAUACAAUCACCCAGUGAUAUAGAAGAAGUUAAGUUGGGUGAUAGCAAUUUCUAUGUCAGUAUAAGGAACGAUCCGUAUAGGCCUAUGAAAAGAUAUUUAGUAGAGGCUAAAGGCUUGAGUGGCGAUAUGAAGAAAUAUUAUAUUCAGUAUAGAACUGAGAAAUCUUUCGAUUGGAAGAGUAUUGGUCCUAUAAACGAUAAGGCUGGAGAAUUUAGUCUCUACAAUUUAAAGCCUCGUGUUAAGUAUUUUAUUCGAGCAAGAGCAGAAAAUCGGAGAAACAGAACGAUAUACUCGAAUCAAACAGAGCUUGUCUUCGGAACAUUAUUAAAAGAGAGCACUUAUUCAUUGAGGAACUCGAACUCAGCGAACUUCCUAACCGCAUCUAUGCUACUAUUAUUAACGGUUGGAAAAAUAGUUGACACGUUUAUAUGUUCAACAUCCCUUCUCUACGGUGCCAAUUUUUAACGAACGGAAGAAAAAAGACUAUGAAUAACUUAGAAUAACAAAAUAAAUAACAAGCAGAACUUUGCUUAUCCGAGAAAAAAGAAAAAAAAAACAACAAAAUCAUAAACUUUAGAGAAGAUUUCUAGUUUGUCAAAUAAUCUUCAAAUAUGGAAAAUUAUCAACAUUUUUUUUAUUCUGAAUGAAAAAAUAUAACUAAAGCAAAAAACUUCCACGAA
This is a messenger RNA of Dimorphilus gyrociliatus, 2646 nucleotides long. NCBI's taxonomy places the organism in Eukaryota, Metazoa, Annelida, Polychaeta, Dinophilidae. The record is from the annotation of a GenBank genome assembly.